AUGAGAUCUCUCAGCCUCGUCACGAGCAUUGCUGCUGCCCUCCCGGCUACUAUUGCAUGCGGAAGUGACGGCCAUACUGGUUGUUACGGUCCCAUCAAUGCCGUGGAGCAUGUCCGUCAUGUCAAGCGCAUUCAGCCUGGCGCCCCGAACGCGACAUAUGGGCCUACCAGACCCCUCGAAUGGGGUCAAUUGAAUGUCUUGCAUACCACAGACACUCACGGUUGGCUCGAAGGUCACAUAAAGGAACAGAAUUAUGGUGCUGACUUUGGUGACUAUGUCACCUUUGCCAAGCACAUGAAGCACAAGGCUGGCAACAUGGGAGUAGAUUUGCUGAUCGUCGACACUGGAGAUCUCCAUGACGGAACUGGCCUCAGCGAUGCGACUCCGGUCGAUGGACAGCUGUCCCAGCCAGUUUUUGAACAGCUCGACGACUAUGAUUUGCUGACUAUCGGAAAUCAUGAGUUAUACGUAACAGAAGUCGCAUAUCAAACCUUCAAUGAUUUCAGCAAGUUUUGGGGAGACAGGUACCUCACAUCCAAUGUCCAGAUUCUCAACCCCAGCACGGGUGCGUUUGAGUAUAUCGGAAAGACGCACAAGUACUUCACAACAGCCCAUGGCUUAAGGAUAAUGGCUUUUGGCAUUCUCUAUGACUUCACCGGCAAUAGCAACGUGUCUAAGGUGAUCAAGGCGGCAGAAAUGGUCAAGCAGGAUUGGUUCCUCGAUGCGAUUAACACAAGCGAGCCCGUCGACUUGUUCCUACUGCUGGGGCACAACAUUGCUCGUCCUAGCACCGGCGGUAGCACUUUUGGUAUUGUCUACGACGCUAUCCGGAGUGUUCACUCUAGCACACCUAUCCAGAUAUUCGGCGGUCACAGCCACAUCCGUGAUUUUGCCGUAGUUGACCAGCAGACAACCGCUCUAGAGGCGGGGCGAUACUGUGAGACUCUCGGCUGGUUCUCAAUGAGCGGGUUCGACAAGACGAACAGCGGCUAUACUGGUGUGACCAAUCCCCACGGUGUCCCCAACCCAACCCGGAAGGCAACAAACACUUCAACCGCUCCUUUUGUCUAUUCCCGUAGAUAUCUGGACUGGAAUAGGUAUUCAUUUGAGUAUCAUGCAAUUGGAAAGCAGGAUGAUGCAGUGUUUGACUACCACAGCGGUCUUAGGGUCACUGAAGAGAUCACAAGCUACCGAGAACAGCUCAAGCUUGGAACCGUCUACACAGCCCGAAUUGUACUCACCAACACGGGUGGCAUCCGCUUUGAUCUUGUCAAGGGGCCCUUCACCUAUGAUGACAAUUUCAUUGUCUCACCCUUCCGGGAUGUGUUCUUCUAUAUCCCAGACGUGCCAUAUGCCCAGGCGAGCACGCUCCUGGCUAGCCUCAACGCCGGAGGAGCGGACAAGAGGCGGGAUCGCUAUGCCGCCAUGCCCAUCCAGGAGCGCGACUCCUGUACCGACCCCAUUGUCGGCCCAGUUUCUUCGAUCGAGAUGAGAGAUAUGGCGACGCCCAGGGGUAUCACUCGUCGACAGGUGCAGGACCUGACACCUGGCUACACCACCACGGAUGAUUUCGGCACCGACGGUGACGAUACUGCCCACAGCGAGAUUCCCUACUAUUCCAUUCCGAACUACUUCCAGGGCAGCGGAGGCUUCCCUGAGACGGGUACCCCUGAUGUCGUGGAUGUCGUGUUUGUUGAUUUCAUCGAGGACUAUGUCCUUGGAAUCCUCGGUUCGGCGUACUCUGCGGACUCGGUCUCAUGCUACAUCUCUUGCAACUACACAUCGCAGGAUUACCUGAUUCCAUAUGCUCAGCUGAAGUGGCAGGAGAAUAUCGCAGAUUGCCCCAUAUAA
Phaeoacremonium minimum UCRPA7 is the source of this 1851-nucleotide messenger RNA. RefSeq names its product putative ser thr protein phosphatase protein. Gene Ontology annotation, biological process: nucleotide catabolic process. Lineage: Eukaryota; Fungi; Ascomycota; Sordariomycetes; Togniniales; Togniniaceae. The transcript has 6 exons. Bases 1 to 1851 code for a protein of 616 amino acids. The record is from RefSeq and is a predicted model, not a curated record. Gene Ontology annotation, cellular component: cytosol. Gene Ontology annotation, molecular function: metal ion binding; nucleotide binding; hydrolase activity, acting on ester bonds.